AAACACAACCCUGGUGGUCGGGAAGUGCAUUACAUGAAGAGUUUCCCCGUCGACUGACGGUAGAUUUUGGAGAUGGCACUUUCUUACCUUUUCGAACCUCCUGUGUCAGGUUUUAACUUCGAAAAUUCAACAAGAAAUAUUGUACUGGAAAAUAGUUCAGAUGAGGGAAAAAUCAAGGCACCAAAACCCAUGAAAACAGGUACCACCAUUGCUGGGCUGGUUUAUAAGGAUGGUGUAGUUGUGGGAGCAGACACAAGGGCCACCUCUGAAGAAGUAGUUGCUGAUAAAAUGUGUGCCAAAAUACACUACAUUGCACCAAACAUAUAUUGUUGUGGAGCAGGAACAGCAGCGGACACAGAGAAGACAACAGAUAUGCUGUCAUCAAACCUCACCAUCUUCUCCUUGAACAGUGGCAGAAACCCAAGGGUCAUCAUGGCGGUUAACAUACUACAAGACAUGCUCUUUAGAUAUCGUGGUAUGAUUGGAGCACAUCUAAUUUUAGGGGGUGUUGACUGCACUGGCAGUCACCUGUACACUGUUGGCCCUUAUGGGAGCAUGGACAAGGUGCCAUAUCUAGCCAUGGGAUCUGGUAAUCUGGCUGCUAUGGGGAUACUGGAAGACAGAUUUAAACCAAAUAUGGAUCUAGAGGAAGCCAAGGCAUUGGUGAGUGAUGCCAUCCAGGCAGGCAUCAUGAGUGAUCUGGGAUCAGGCAACAACAUAGACCUGUGUGUGAUUACUAAAGAUGGAGUGGACUACAUCAGACCUCAUAAAGAGUCCCCUUAUAACUUUAAGAGACAAGCAAAGUAUAAAUACAACCCAGGUACAACCCCAGUUUUAACUAAAACUGUAUCUCACCUGGAGCUGGAGUUGGUGCAUGAGACGGUUGAAAGGAUGGAAACUGUAGGAUCCAGCUGAGCCAUGAAAUAGUGUGAUACCUUUUUUCCAGUAAUGCUGAAUGGUUCCGUCUAUGUUUUAUUUUUUAUGUCUAAUUUGUCCUUUUUUAUUUUUCAUGAUUGUAGUAGACUGAAAAAAAGUCCAAAUAUCAUCAUCAAUAAAAUAUUACAAUUUCCAUCA
Molecule: messenger RNA, 1074 nt
Organism: Misgurnus anguillicaudatus (oriental weatherfish)
Lineage: Eukaryota; Metazoa; Chordata; Actinopteri; Cypriniformes; Cobitidae
Gene: psmb13a
Product: proteasome 20S subunit beta 13a
Cellular component (GO): proteasome core complex; cytoplasm
Molecular function (GO): threonine-type endopeptidase activity
Source: RefSeq, a predicted model, not a curated record